Messenger RNA from Hymenoscyphus albidus, 1822 nucleotides. The record is from the annotation of a GenBank genome assembly. NCBI's taxonomy places the organism in Eukaryota, Fungi, Ascomycota, Leotiomycetes, Helotiales, Helotiaceae.
UGAAGAAGUAAAUUCAAACCAUCGCAGGACGAAGGUCUGGAGUGGUGGUGAAGCCGUUGCUGUACAAGUAAUACAGUACUGGUAACACCAUGUUUGAGCAAUGAUGCUAACUCGAGUUUUCCAAGCUGGCAUGUUGACGUUGCAAUUUUGCCGCAGACUCCGAGUUGCUCAUCUCAUCUGGCAGGUGUUGUGCAAUUAUCCAGAAUAUCACACGACAACGUCCCAUCGCACCAGAUAAUGUAAGAAAGAAAACCGGUUGCAAUGAGCUCAUUUCCUGUUCUCGCCGGGUUGCUGGUGCGGUGCCUUCAAUCGGAAUCCCUCGCCUUGGAUGUUCUCGCGUAGAGAUUCGUGCCCAUACGACCACCACAACUCCGAAAGACGCGGGGUGCAGAGGGUGAGGGGUGACACCGAAGCACAAGGCAACACAACGCCAUCCACUGACAAGCGGUGAGUUGUAUCUUCUCCACGAUUCGCGAGACCGAAACCGACACCGCAAAACAUGCGAGAGACAUUGGGGUCAUGUCAUGAAAGCCCGCACUUCCGGUGCGAUCUGCGUAACUGUGGUGGUUGACGAUGGGAUGAGUAGUCUGGAAACCGAUGCUUGAAUUGCGGGGGCAGCUGGAGCUCUCCCCUCCCCAUCUCCAAGCCUUUCGAGUUCUCUCCGAGUCUUUGUGGCACUUGCCACACAUACCUAGGUACCGAGUAUGAAUGUUAUAUUGAAGGGAUGGCAUCGGAUGGCGACAGUUGCCAUAUAAAACAUCAAAUUCUGGGCAGUUUUGAGAGUAGGUACGAGUCGGUAGAGUAUGUUGAGCGAGAUCAAGCGAGGUCGAGCUGGAGCGAGCAUGAGUGUUUCGUCCCGCCUCUUCGUGGUCGUUCAUAUCACGUGCACUCGUUAGGUGUGAGGUGGUCCGUCCCCUUUCUCACAAUUCAACUUCGCGAUCAGGAAAAGUUCGAGCGAUCAUCAACAUUACGCCCGCACCCUCAACAUCAGCUCUCUGCAAGUCCAGAAUCUCUUCAAGUCGCGUCUACAGCUACGGCUACUUACUCCUCCAAAAAUGUCGUCCUUCCUCGCCCGUCGCGCUUUGACUGUUAGCGCCCGCUCCUUCUCAACCUCCGCAUCCAGAUCCUCCUUCGCAAAGAUGACCAUCAUCGGUCGCCUAGCAGAUACACCCGAGCUACAAGCAACCAGCACAGGAAAUGAGAUCCUCAAGUAUGCCAUUGGAACCAACAGCGGACCAAGAGACAACCAAAAGACGAGCUGGUUCAGAGUAACAAGUUUCAUCCCAGAAGGACCACAGAGAGACUUUAUCGCAAGUUUGGAUAAGGGGUACGUUCUUCUACGCGUCGAAAUUGAAUGGAGUUGGCAUUUUGAGGGUGAAACCGCUAUUGCGGCUCAAAGCUUCAAAAAACAUAUGCGCUAGACUGAUGGGCAUGGCUAAUUGAUAUGAUUUUUAGAACCUUGGUUUAUCUCGAGGGCGAUGCUUCCAUGUCCGUAUAUCAAGAUGCUGAGGGCAAGACCAAGAGCUCUUUGAACAUCGUUCAACGUAAGUGACUUUGCCCAAAAUUCACCAAAUCUUACUCACCAUAGAUCGCAGAAAAACUCGAGGUUCUAUCUCCAAAGAAGCAACAAUAAAUAUUCGUCCAGAUUCUAAGCCAACAAAAUACCCACCUCCCUAAUACCUUGAUGUGCCAUACAAGACGCGUCAAUUAGGACCAGUGUACGAUAUUUGAUUUCAGAUGCUUGUAUAAAAGGAAAGUCCAAAGGAGAAUGUAUUUUGUACUGAAUACCAAUAUCAAUGCUACUCUACUCUAUUGCAGUCAA